This is a messenger RNA of Knipowitschia caucasica, 963 nucleotides long. Lineage: Eukaryota; Metazoa; Chordata; Actinopteri; Gobiiformes; Gobiidae. The record is from the annotation of a GenBank genome assembly.
AUGGAUGCUGGGACUCAGAUCUUCUUCUCGUACGGCAUCUGUCUGGGCAGCCUCACUGCUCUGGGCAGCUACAACAAGUACAACAAUGACUGCUACAAGGACUCUUUUAAGCUGUGUCUUCUGAACAGCAGCACCAGUUUUUUAGCUGGCUUUGCCAUUUUCUCUGUUCUGGGAUUUAUGGCUCAAGAACAAGGAGUGGACAUCUCCUCAGUGGCUCAGUCAGGUCCAGGUCUGGCCUUCAUUGCGUACCCUCGAGCUGUGGCCAUGAUGCCUCUGCCUCAGCUCUGGUCCGUCUGCUUCUUCCUCAUGAUCAUAAUGUUGGGGCUGGACACUCAGUUUGUGAGCCUGGAAGCCCUGAUGACCUCCGUCACAGACCUGUACCCUCAGUUGAUCCGCAGGGGGCGCCGCAGAGAGCUGCUGCUGUUGGCAGUGUGUGUGGUGUGUAUGCUGAUCGGGCUCGUCAUGGUCACUCCGGGAGGACUGUACGUGUUCCAGAUCUACGACCACUUCUCCUGCAGCGGAGCCAGUCUCCUACUGCUCUCCAUCUUCCAGUCUCUGGCCAUCGGCUGGGUCUACGGAGCUCAGCGUUUCCGUGGCAACAUCAAAGACAUGAUUGGCUACAGUCCAUGGAAGGUGUUCGACUUGUGCUGGAAGUACUUCACUCCCGCUGUCUGCACCGCCACAUUCGUGUUCUCCCUGAUCCGCUGGUCUCCUCUGGUCCUGGGGAAGGGUCUGGUGGCUCCUCCCUGGGCCUCGGCUCUGGGCUGGAUCCUCACUCUGUCCUCAGUCAUUCUGCUGCCGACGUGGGCCGUGUACGCUCUGCUCACCACACCAGGAACAUUAAGACAGCGUUUCCAGAGCCUCUGUAACCCGUCUCCAGACUUCAGACUUGCAAACACCACGUACAGCCUGGCACUGCCUCUGAGUGAGAAGGAGCCGCACACAGAGAAACCGGCCUCAUGA